AGUUUGAGAAGUAUUGGGGUAGAAUGGGGAGCCGCAUUUUGGAGCCUUCACCUGGGGAGUGAGUGUGGACGCAUGAGCCAGUUCCCAGAUCAUGGUACCCUUUUAUGUGUAGCCCUGUUAAUACCCUAAAAAACAGCUUUAGGAACAUUCUUACACUGCGGUUAAAAAGACAAGACAAUACGUAUUUUGUUUUCCUUGCCUGUUAUAGACUGUCUUCUGUUAUAUCAUCUUUUCUACUUUUAAAAUAUUUUGAUGAAAUGUAACCCUCUUUUGCUCAAAUCUUCUAUUUCCUAUGCAGCAAAAUUGGAAUUAAUUACUGGAGCAUUUCAGCCAGAUAUCCUUAAGUGCUAAGAACCUAGUGCUCAGAAUAUCAUUUUUAAGUCUUAAACCUUGGUAAAAAUUAAACUGUAUCCCACAUGCUAAUUAGGGAGGCAAGAGGGCAGCUGUUGAGAUCCAGGGGGAGACUUCUUUAAAAGAGAAAUGACAAAGUAAAAAAGGAGUUAAAAAAAAACCUUCUAAUAAAUUUUGCGUGUGCCGCAAUGUGAAUUAUGCAAAAAAGGAUAGGCCUAGGAGAAAAUUGACUUAGGUUUUGAAGACUUGCUUCAUGACUGAGCCAUUUGGUGACCUUGAUGAACCACUAAGAACUGGCCUUUCAUUCUGUCUCCAGAAAAUGCUGGUUUUAGAAGGAUGCAAAAAUUAAGAGGUUGGAGAACCCAAUCUUCAAAAUACUGCCCAAGCUGAGAAUUCAGUUCUUGGUAAAAAGGACAGUAUGUAAAAUUGCAUUUUUUCCUUUAAAUUCCUUGGAGGAAAUGUGGGUAGUAUUAGACAGAGGACAAGGCUUGGCGGGUAGUAUUAGAUGGAGGAAAAGGCUUGGCGCGGCAUUGUCUUUGCACCUCCUACCUGUUCUUAAGACCUGAGACCUACUGGAGGUAAUUCACCUCGCGUUCAGGUUCUUGGACAGACUCCCCAUGCUGUCCAAGGUGGGAUUUGUCACCCUCAGCACUGUCAUUUCUUUCAGGCUAUGUUCUUAGAACCUAUUCACCUGAUCAUUACAUUAGUCCUUGGCCUUCUGGCUAAGAUCAAGUGAAGAAUUGGAGAAUCAAAGCAUCUAUGUUUAAAAAUUUAUAUGUAAUUCAGAAACAGAUAUGAAAACUUAGGUAUCGAGUUUAGGGGAAUAAAGCACAGAAAAAUAAUUAAAUAAUGCAAAGCUUUAUUAUCUAGGAUUCAGAAACUUUAUGUUACAUUGGUGACAUUAUUAGACACCUGCAUUUAGACAGAAACUGUCGUACAGGCCCGUGGUCUGACAAUAGAACCCCAGCACUACUGACAUUGUGGUCUGGAUAAUUGUUGUAGCAGACUAUCCUGGCUGUAACAGGAUGUUUAGGGGUGUCCCUGGCCCCUACUCUCUAGAUAUCAUUAGCAGCAUUUCCCACAGUUGUGAAAACAAAAACUUCUCCAGAUGUUGCCAAAUGUCCCUGGGAAACAGGGUUAGGGUUAGGAAGAGGUUGGUCAAAUUAGUCCCGGCUGAGAUGCCUGCAAGUAGAUGGAGAAGCAUCAGAAAUCUAAUUACUACAGCCAGGAAUAUGUGUUUGCAGUAAGGAAACCUACUCAGAAAACUAGUUUAGGACACAAAGUCAUUGCUUGGUAAAUAAAUGGGAAUUGAGAAUAAGGCCCAAUCUCCGCGUCCCUGCCUUCAGAGCCCUCAGGGGACAGAAAGGGCUCCUGUUCGUGUUGAGUUCUGUUUUUCAGAGCUUCCACUGCCCUUUUGAGUUCCUCUGAUUGCAGCAACCUUCACUGCAGGCCAGGAGCCUCUCAGAGACUCUUGGGUUUAUUUGCAACUCCAGGCUCAGCCUCUGAUUAUUUUGGUCAAGGAGGUAUGGCCCUUUGUGCACCUGCUUGAGAGUAUAGUCCCUCCUUUCGCUUGUGCUCAUACGGCCAGGAUGUGACAAGCAGUUAAGGGAUUUUUUUUUUUUUUUUUGCAUCAUUUUAAGUGCAGAGGCCCUUUUAUUACAGGAGAACAAUAAUCUGCACUCUAGAUCAAGUCAGAUGUAGAUUCCAUAGAAUUAUAAUUUUUUAAAAAAUAUUUUUGAUCAAUGGUGGUGGGCUAAACAUGUGUCUCCUUUAAAUAGAAUGUUUUACAGGCCUAUGGCAAGUUCUCAGUGUUUGCUAUGCUCAAAAGGUACCAUACAAAAUACAGCCCACAUUUCCUGGAAUGACUGUGUGUUACCCCAAAUCAACCCAUCCUCCUUCCUAUCACCCCCAGAAUAUCAUCUAUGUGUUUUGGCUAUUUGUGAGUCUUGGAUCUGUUGAGUAUUCCAUCACCCAUUAUCUCUUCUUAAGAACGUUUCUUUGGAGUCUUUAUGUUAGUAAACACAGAAUGAGGGCCUAGCAACCGUAAGACCUGCUGUGUGGCUUAGGCUGCCCACUUCGCCUUAUUGGAGCCUCAAAGAGCAGCAUGGCAAACAGCCAGCCACUCCAACCUGUAUCUGAGCUCUAGUGAACACAGCUGUGAGGAGCUUGUAAUGGAAGUGCGUCGUAGCAUGGUGAAUGCCAGGCUCCCGAUUGGGACCCCCGAUUACAUGGCUCCUGAAGUGCUGACCGUGAUGAACGGGGAUGGGAAAGGCACCUACAGCCUGGACUGUGACUGGUGGUCGGUGGGAGUCAUCGCUUACGAGAUGGUUUAUGGGAGGUCCCCAUUCACGGAGGGAACCUCAGCCAGGACCUUCAAUAACAUCAUGAAUUUCCAGCGGUUUUUGAAGUUUCCAGAGGACCCCAAAGUCAGCAGUGAAUUUCUUGAUCUGAUUCAAAGUUUGCUGUGUGGCCAGAAAGAGAGACUGAAGUUCGAAGGUCUUUGCUGCCAUCCUUUCUUCUCUAAAAUUGAUUGGAAUAAAAUACGUGAGUCUCCACCCCCCUUCGUUCCCACCCUCCAGUCUGACGAUGACACCUCCAAUUUUGAUGAACCAGAGAAGAAUUCGUGGGCUUCCUCGUCUCCGUGCCAGCUGAGCCCCUCAGGUUUCUCGGGCGAAGAACUGCCGUUCGUGGGGUUUGCGUACAGCAAGGCGCUGGGGAUUCUUGGUAGAUCUGAGUCUGUCGUGUCGAGUCUGGACUCCCCUGCCAAGACUAGCUCGAUGGAAAAGAAACUUCUCAUCAAAAGCAAAGAGCUGCAGGACUCUCAGGACAAGUGUCACAAGAUGGAGCAGGAAAUGACCCGGUUACAUCGGAGAGUGUCAGAGGUGGAGGCUGUGCUUAGUCAGAAGGAGGUGGAGCUGAAGGCCUCUGAGACUCAGAGAUCCCUCCUGGAGCAGGACCUUGCUACCUACAUCACAGAAUGCAGUAGCUUAAAGCGAAGUUUGGAGCAAGCGCGGAUGGAGGUGUCCCAGGAGGAUGACAAAGCACUGCAGCUUCUCCAUGAUAUCAGGGAGCAGAGCCGGAAGCUCCAGGAGAUCAAAGAGCAGGAGUACCAGGCUCAGGUGGAGGAGAUGAGGUUGAUGAUGAAUCAGUUGGAAGAGGACCUCGUGUCUGCGAGACGACGCAGUGACCUCUACGAAUCCGAGCUGAGAGAGUCUCGGCUCGCCGCCGAGGAGUUCAAGCGGAAAGCGACAGAGUGCCAGCACAAACUGAUGAAGGCUAAGGAUCAAGGGAAGCCUGAAGUGGGUGAAUAUUCCAAACUGGAGAAGAUCAAUGCUGAACAGCAGCUCAAAAUUCAGGAACUCCAAGAGAAGCUGGAGAAGGCUGUCAAAGCCAGCACAGAGGCCACCGAGCUGCUGCAGAACAUCCGGCAGGCAAAGGAGCGCGCCGAGAGGGAGCUGGAGAAGCUGCAGAACCGGGAGGACUCUUCCGAAGGCAUCAGAAAGAAGCUGGUGGAAGCCGAGGAACGCCGCCAUUCUCUGGAGAACAAGGUUAAGAGGCUAGAGACCAUGGAGCGUAGAGAAAACAGACUGAAGGAUGACAUCCAGACAAAAUCCCAACAGAUCCAGCAGAUGGCUGAUAAAAUCCUGGAGCUGGAGGAGAAACACCGGGAAGCCCAGGUCUCAGCGCAGCACCUGGAAGUACACCUGAAACAGAAAGAGCAGCACUACGAGGAAAAAAUCAAAGUGUUGGACAAUCAGAUAAAGAAAGACCUGGCUGAUAAGGAGAGUCUGGAGAACCUGAUGCAGAGACACGAAGAGGAGGCCCACGAGAAAGGCAAAAUCCUCAGCGAGCAGAAGGCGAUGAUCAAUGCCAUGGAUUCCAAGAUCAGAUCCCUGGAACAGAGGAUCGUGGAGCUGUCUGAAGCCAAUAAACUUGCAGCAAAUAGCAGUCUUUUUACCCAAAGGAACAUGAAGGCCCAGGAAGAGAUGAUUUCCGAACUCAGGCAACAGAAAUUUUACCUGGAGACGCAGGCUGGGAAACUGGAGGCCCAGAACCGGAAGCUGGAAGAACAGCUGGAGAAAAUCAGCCACCAGGACCACAGCGACAAGAACCGGCUGCUGGAGCUGGAGACGCGGUUGCGGGAGGUCAGCCUGGAGCACGAGGAGCAGAAGCUGGAGCUGAAGCGCCAGCUCACGGAGCUGCAGCUCUCCCUGCAGGAGCGCGAGUCCCAGCUGACGGCGCUGCAGGCGGCGCGGGCGGCGCUGGAGAGCCAACUGCGCCAGGCCAAGACCGAGCUGGAGGAGACGACCGCGGAAGCGGAGGAGGAGAUCCAGGCGCUCACGGCACAUAGAGAUGAAAUCCAGCGCAAAUUUGAUGCCCUUCGUAACAGCUGUACUGUCAUCACAGACCUGGAGGAGCAGCUGAACCAGCUGACUGAGGACAACGCCGAACUCAACAACCAGAACUUCUACUUGUCCAAACAACUCGAUGAGGCUUCCGGUGCCAACGACGAGAUUGUCCAGCUGCGGAGUGAGGUGGACCAUCUGCGCCGCGAGAUCACAGAGAGGGAGAUGCAGCUCACCAGCCAGAAGCAAACGAUGGAGGCGCUGAAGACGACCUGCACGAUGCUGGAAGAACAGGUCAUGGAUCUGGAGGCCCUGAACGACGAGCUGCUGGAGAAGGAGCGGCAGUGGGAGGCCUGGAGGAGCGUCCUCGGCGACGAGAAGUCCCAGUUCGAGUGUCGAGUUCGAGAGCUGCAGCGCAUGCUGGACACUGAGAAGCAGAGCAGGGCGAGGGCCGACCAGCGGAUCACCGAGUCUCGCCAGGUGGUGGAGCUGGCGGUGAAGGAGCACAAGGCCGAGAUCCUCGCUCUGCAGCAGGCUCUCAAGGAACAGAAGCUGAAAGCCGAGAGCCUCUCCGACAAGCUCAAUGACCUGGAGAAAAAGCAUGCCAUGCUUGAAAUGAAUGCUCGGAGCUUACAACAGAAACUGGAGACUGAACGCGAGCUCAAACAGAGACUCCUGGAAGAGCAAGCCAAGUUACAGCAGCAGAUGGACCUGCAGAAGAACCACAUCUUCCGUCUGACUCAGGGGCUGCAGGAAGCCCUGGACCGGGCUGAUUUGCUGAAGACAGAAAGGAGUGACCUGGAGUAUCAGCUGGAGAACAUCCAGGUUCUGUAUUCUCACGAAAAGGUGAAAAUGGAAGGCACGAUUUCUCAACAAACCAAACUCAUUGAUUUUCUGCAAGCCAAAAUGGACCAACCCGCUAAAAAGAAAAAGGGUUUAUUUAGUCGACGGAAAGAGGACCCUGCUUUGCCCACACAGGUUCCUCUGCAGUACAAUGAGCUGAAGCUGGCCCUGGAGAAGGAGAAAGCUCGCUGUGCCGAGCUGGAGGAAGCCCUGCAGAAGACCCGCAUCGAGCUGCGCUCUGCCCGGGAGGAAGCUGCCCACCGGAAAGCCGCAGAACACCCGCACCCGUCCACACCGGCCACCGCGAGGCAGCAGAUCGCCAUGUCCGCCAUCGUGCGGUCGCCCGAGCACCAGCCCAGUGCCAUGAGCCUGCUGGCCCCGCCGUCCAGCCGCAGAAAGGAGUCUUCCACUCCAGAGGAAUUUAGCCGGCGUCUUAAGGAGCGCAUGCACCACAAUAUCCCUCACCGGUUUAACGUGGGCCUGAACAUGCGAGCCACCAAGUGCGCCGUGUGUCUGGACACAGUGCACUUCGGACGCCAAGCAUCCAAAUGUCUCGAGUGCCAGGUGAUGUGUCAUCCCAAGUGCUCCACCUGCUUGCCUGCCACCUGCGGCCUGCCCGCCGAAUACGCCACGCACUUCACCGAGGCCUUCUGCCGUGACAAAAUGAACUCCCCGGGUCUCCAGGCCAAGGAGCCCAGCAGCAGCCUGCACCUGGAGGGGUGGAUGAAGGUGCCCAGGAAUAACAAGCGAGGACAGCAAGGCUGGGACAGGAAGUACAUUGUCCUGGAGGGAUCCAAAGUCCUCAUUUACGACAGCGAAGCCCGAGAAGCUGGACAGAGGCCGGUGGAAGAAUUUGAGCUGUGCCUUCCCGACGGGGACGUUUCUAUCCACGGGGCCGUUGGUGCUUCUGAACUCGCAAACACAGCCAAAGCAGAUGUCCCGUAUAUCCUGAAGAUGGAGUCUCACCCGCACACCACCUGUUGGCCCGGGAGGACCCUCUACUUGCUAGCUCCCAGCUUCCCUGACAAGCAGCGCUGGGUCACUGCCCUGGAGUCGGUGGUCGCAGGUGGGAGAGUUUCUAGGGAGAAGGCCGAAGCCGAUGCCGCCCGGGACAGUACUAUCUUGGAGCUUCUGCCUGCGUGGGUUCAGAAAUGGCUGGGGAACUCCCUGCUGAAACUGGAAGGUGACGACCGGCUGGACAUGAACUGCACGCUGCCCUUCAGCGACCAGGUGGUGUUGGUGGGCACCGAGGAAGGACUGUAUGCCCUGAAUGUCUUGAAAAACUCCCUGACCCACGUCCCAGGAAUCGGAGCGGUCUUCCAGAUCUAUAUCAUCAAGGACCUGGAGAAGCUUCUCAUGAUAGCAGGAGAAGAGCGGGCCCUGUGUCUCGUGGACGUGAAGAAAGUGAAGCAGUCCCUGGCGCAGGCUCACCUGCCCGCCCAGCCCGACAUCUCGCCCAACGUCUUCGAAGCCGUCAAGGGCUGCCACUUGUUUGCUGCAGGCAAGAUUGACAACGGGCUCUGCAUCUGUGCAGCCAUGCCCAGCAAAGUCGUCAUCCUCCGCUACAACGAGAACCUCAGCAAGUACUGCAUCCGCAAAGAGAUCGAGACCUCAGAGCCCUGCAGCUGUAUCCACUUCACCAAUUACAGUAUCCUCAUCGGAACCAACAAAUUCUACGAGAUCGACAUGAAACAGUACACGCUCGAGGAAUUCCUGGAUAAGAACGACCACUCCUUGGCGCCCGCUGUGUUUGCCUCCUCGUCCAACAGCUUCCCUGUCUCGAUCGUGCAGGUGAACGGCGCAGGGCAGCGAGAGGAGUACUUGCUGUGCUUCCACGAAUUUGGGGUGUUCGUGGAUUCUUACGGAAGGCGUAGCCGCACGGAUGACCUCAAGUGGAGCCGCUUGCCCUUGGCCUUCGCCUACAGAGAACCCUACCUGUUUGUGACCCACUUCAACUCACUGGAAGUUAUUGAGAUCCAGGCGCGCUCCUCGCUGGGGACCCCUGCUCGAGCGUACCUGGAAAUCCCAAACCCACGCUACCUGGGCCCCGCCAUCUCCUCGGGAGCCAUUUACCUGGCGUCCUCGUACCAGGAUAAAGUCAGGGUCAUCUGCUGCAAAGGAAACCUCGUGAAGGAGCCCGGCACUGACCACCACCGGGUCCCCUCCACCUCCCGCAGCAGCCCCAACAAGCGAGGCCCGCCGACGUACAACGAGCACAUCACCAAGCGCGUGGCCUCCAGCCCGGCGCCACCCGAAGGCCCCAGCCACCCCCGAGAGCCAAGCACACCCCACCGCUACCGCGAGGGGCGGACAGAGCUGCGUAGAGACAAGUCUCCCGGCCGUCCCCUGGAGCGCGAGAAGUCCCCGGGCCGCAUGCUGAGCACGCGGAGGGAGCGGUCCCCCGGGAGGCUGUUCGAAGACAGCAGCAGGGGCCGGCUGCCGGUGGGAGCCGUGAGGACCCCACUGUCCCAGGUUAACAAGGAAAAUACCAAACACACCACGGAACUCCGCUGAAGGGGACCGCAGCGGCCGUCGGCUCAGCCGCCCCCGGCACAGCCGGGCCCAGACCCGCCUCGGCACGGACACCCGUCUCCCGGAGGUGCAGGUGGCUGUGGCUGCUCCUCGGCUCUUCCUGCAGUCAUCUUUGCACUUUGUUACUCCUUCAAAGCAUUCAGCAACUUUUGUAAAGCUUUAGCCUGUACCAGUUCAUCAGAGGAAACCAACCGGGACGCCUCCUGACUACGACGUGGUUAGACUCCUAGUUAGCUGCUCUCAGAUCGUAGGCUUGGUUGGUUUUUCUUUUGGUUUUGGUUUGUUUCCGUUUUUUUUUUUUUUUUUUUAAAGACCACGGAAUUCUUAAUAGAUUUGAAUAGCAAUGUAAUUCCUGUUGUAGUCCUUUUUAGCUAGAUCCCACCAUCAGGUCUUUGCCACUGGCACGCAGCGUAGAAGAGUCCCCGUCCGUUGGCUAGCACUCUAGUAGGCUCACUCUCGUUCAAGUCCAUCCUCCUAGCUGGCCCUGUUUUCCCCAGGGCGAAACCGUAGCCGAAUGUUUACUGUUCUCAUUGCCUUUGACGGCCUCAAUGACUUCCCCUCCCACCAGCUGAGAAUGUACAGAGGUCAGCGGAGGUCAGCGGAGGUCAGCGGGCCUCAGCUCGCAGGCAGUGACUUGGGGCCAAGGGACCUCUACAGAGUUUUCCUUCCCUGCCCCUCAGCAUCCUCCCCCAGCCUGCUCCCCACUCUCCAUCGUAGCUGUGGCCAGGAAAGCAUGCUAAAGACUGGCUGUGACGCCAGCGUUAACGGCUCUCGGGGUCGGGGGGGGGGACCGGGGACACCCACCUCCUGUCCGUGCGGGCGCUGGGGUGGGGAAGACCCCCCUCCCGGGAGUUGUGCAUGGCGGUUCCCUGCAUGUGCUGCCCCAGCCUGGCUGCCCCGGCCCGGGUCGCUCUGCCUGUAUCAGCACCGCCCCAUAGCAUAGCCCCCGCCGACUCGAGACCCUCUGACCACUUUGCCAACUAAAUGGCCACACCAAGCUGCAGUCUGUAGCACUGAACAAACAAAACACAAAACGCUCAAGCCUUACGACCAGAGAAGGAUUUCAGCGAAGCACCACGUCACACUCGGCGCCCGCCCGCCCGCCACGCUCCCCUGCUGGCUCCCCCGCGGGCGCUCUGUUCACACACAGCCCAGCACGGUUCUACCCCAGGAAACUGUGACUUCUAGACGAGCCUUUCCCUAGGGCUAGAUCUAAGACCAGGAGGUGGGAGGCAGAGCCGCAGCUCAACUCUCCCAGCCCCGCCGGGGCGGGAAGUCCUCCGGUGCAGUGCGGCUCCCACCCUCUCUCCCUCCCCUCCGGGAGGGUGUGGAAUUCCUGGCAACCGGUACAGAACCAACCUAGAGGCUCUGCAGUUGGCAAGCUAACUAGCGGCCUUACUUCUGCCUUUAAUCUCCCACAAGGCACCUCUUGCUUUGGAUUCUCCAUGACUCUCUUGGGCACGCCUCGUCCACCAAGGCGCACCCUAGGUGUAGGCUAAAAGGCAGACCUGUGUCCACCACAGCAGGCGAACAUGACCGUGUUCUUAACCCGUGUGUCCGCAGUUCAGGUCGCUCUCCAGAUUGCAACCUGGCCCAAACACUGGCUCCUUCCUGCUCGUCUCUUAACCUAAGUGCUUUUUUGUCUGAAACGCCCAUGAACCUCCAUGUUGUAGCGUCGCUGGCAGGUGUCCUGCUGUUGUGUCCCCUGUGUCGCUUGGUGUGUUCAGGGUCCCAUCCCCGCCCCCAGCCCCCUCCCCCAGGGCAGAUUGGACUGAAUGUUGGCCGCAGUUUCUGUCUCUUGGUCCACAAGCGUUUGGAAGGGUCCCUGAGUUUGGUCUUUCAGUCUUGGCAUUUCAUUUAGGCGCUCCAUGAGAAACGGGCAGCUGACGCCCUGACACUGUAUAUUGUGUGUUCCAUCUGUGAAAUGCUUCCCGCUAUAUAGAACUAGCUCAAAAGACUGUACAUAUUUACAAGAAACUUUAUAUUCGUAAAAAAACAAAAAAGGAAAUUGAAUUGGUUUCUACUUUUUUAUUGUAAAAGGUGCAUUUUUCAACACUUACUCUUGGUUUCGACGGUGGUAGUUGUGGCCAGCUGCCCUUCCCAGGAGCGGGGGAGCCCCGUGCGACCACCACGAUGCCAGCAGGGAACACCGGGACACGAAACUGCGUCAGAAGCUUCUUAGCAUAAGUAAGAUUCUAGGUCCCCAGCAGUACAGGCUCUUUCCUCAUUCCCUUUUUUAUUCUGAGCGCAGAAGAGAACACAGGAACAGUUGGAGGACCCACCGUGAGAGGAACGGACCUUGUUGUGGAACAGUAGUGAAAUAAAGCAAUGAUCUCCA
Messenger RNA from Oryctolagus cuniculus (rabbit), 10410 nucleotides. Lineage: Eukaryota; Metazoa; Chordata; Mammalia; Lagomorpha; Leporidae. The record is from RefSeq and is a predicted model, not a curated record.